AUGACAGCCCCCGAAACCCCGCCCGUGUCGCUCGUGGACCUGCCUAAGUCCGCACUUUUAGCUAUGUGCAGCGCUCUGGCCUCACCCGCAGCCCAUGCUGCUCUGCGCCUGACAUGCCAGCACCUGCGCGCAACAGACGCGUUGCUGCAGCGGCAAGUCCGCUUCGCCGGUGCAUGUGGCGGCACGCGCGGCCUGCCGCUGGCCUCUGCGGCGCAGCUGUCAGCGCGCUUCCCCGCUGCAGAGUGCGUAGUAUUUCUCGGCGUCGACUCUGCAGAGCAUCUGCUGCACCUUGGCACGCGCCUGUCGCAGCUGCCGCGCGGCGCGUGGGCGGCCGUGCGGCGCCUGCCGCGCGUCUGCGGGCGGCUCGAGUCCGUCGGAAUCCACUACACCGGCCGCGACGGCCUCGCGCGCCUGGCGCGCGCGCUCCCGCCUGUCGCUUCUUGGGUGACCGCCCUCGCCGUAGCGGCGCUGGCGUGCGCCGAGGGCGACGCGGCUGAGGUGGAGGCGGCCCUCUCGCAGCUGACGGCGCUGCGCAGCCUGGCAUGGGGCGACAUCCAUGACCCCGCCCCCGCCGACGCCGACGACCUCUCCCCCUAUGCGGCGCUGCGCGCGCUCGCGGGCGCGGCGCGCUUCAUGGCGGCGCUCGAGUCCAUCCGCGCUGCCGCGAAUGACCCUCUGAUGCUGCUGGCAGGCGGCGGCGGGGCGUUGCAGACGUUGGAGGUCAGUGUGGCGUGGGGGGAGGACCCGUUGCUUCCCAAGCUGCUGGGUCUGCCGCGGCUGGAGCUGCUGACCACGCUGACCGUCAAGCCCGACUGGGAUGAGACCCUCGACACCAGCGUGCUCGCCGCCAUCGCCGCCGCCUGCCCCAGCCUGGUGACCCUAGCCGUCGUAGGCUGGGACUUUGAAGUCGACCUCCGCGACACUGGCGACUGGAACACCGCCGCCAUCACCAUGCCCGCGCUGCGCACCCUGAAGCUGCACACCCUGCACGACGUCGGGCUGGCGCCGGGCGUACUGUCACGGGUCGCGCCCAGGCUGCGCGCGCUCUCUGUGCCGCUGGCCAGGCGCGAUGACUUCAUCACGGACCUGCUGCGCGGCCACACUGCGCUGGAGACCCUUGAGUACGACUGGCGGGAGCUGGGCCUCGACUGCAAACUGGAGGAGCCAGAGGAGCUCGACCUGCCGCAGCACUUUGCGGCGCUGCAGCUUUCGGUCGACGCCCCGCCCACCGUGCGGACGCUCGUGUUCCGGCCGCCGACCUUUGAGGAAUGCUUGGUCGUGGAUGAGGAGCAGAUCGCUUUGGAGUUGGCGCACCUUGCCAGGGCGGCGCGGACGUAUUGGCGGGCCUUUGAGGACCUGACCCUCUGUCUUCCGUUCACGCUGCCCAUGCUGCUGCGCCAGGGCCUGUCCGGCCUGGCGCAGGCGCGGGUGCUCUGCCUCGAGGGCUGGCAGUGGCCUCGGGACCCGCGUCGGUGGGCCCUGCACGGCAGCGCGGAUUCGGGGGCGGUGCCUUUGUACCCAAACCUGCGGCUUCUGUGCAUUGACUGCACCCACUUUGGUCCGGCUUUCCACCCCAUGGGUCGCAAGCGGCUGGAGCUGCUGCUUGAGCAUGUGUGGGCCUUUUUCUCAUCACGCUGUUCCUUGACUGUUGAGGUGCGCCUGAAGAAGGCUGAGCAGGACGCAACUGGCAACACCGUGUUCAUGAGGCUCGAAAGCCUGUACUCAAACACCCGCUUCAAUUUUGUUUAG
Molecule: messenger RNA, 1749 nt
Organism: Monoraphidium neglectum
Lineage: Eukaryota; Viridiplantae; Chlorophyta; Chlorophyceae; Sphaeropleales; Selenastraceae
Exons: 3
Coding region: 1-1749 (582 amino acids)
Source: RefSeq, a predicted model, not a curated record